This is a messenger RNA of Schistosoma curassoni, 1200 nucleotides long. The record is from the annotation of a GenBank genome assembly. NCBI's taxonomy places the organism in Eukaryota, Metazoa, Platyhelminthes, Trematoda, Strigeidida, Schistosomatidae.
AUGGCCAAAAGACGGGCCGAUAUUGAGUUGAAUCAAGAUAACUGGGAUGAUGAUUUAAGGGCUACUACUAAGGGAAACUUUGAUAAAGCAGACAAGGACAUUAUUUCACAAAGAAAAAUUUUGACAGCACGUACUAACAGAACAUCUAGUGGAACGUCUGGACUAUUUAAAUCAUUUACCGCUUUUUCUGACUGCUCAAGUGGAAACCCAGUAUCAUUCGAUUUUGGACUCAAACAUUCAAGUGUUAAAGAAAAUGGCCAUAAGGAUGAAGAGACUGAGUAUCUUGAACACCUACAAAUUCUCAAUCAGAGCUUACUCGAUUGGAUUACAAAACACAUUAAAGAAGACCCAUUUUGUAUUCUCAGCCCGAUAUUCUCCGAUUACGACAAACAUUUAUCGGGAAUCAACUCUAAAUUUCCCAAACAAUCAUUAGUAGGUGCGGUUUCACUGCCGGAGAAAAAAGAAGCCAGCAGUCACUUAAUUGCCAAAACAUCUGAAGUUAUUGAGACUCCGGUCAAGAGUGCACCAAAUCCCGUUUUCUUUUUCGGCAAUUCCAUACCAAAACCCACACCUAUAUCUUCUGGCUCUUUGACUGAUUCUACAGAUAAGAAACCUAUAUUUUCAUUUGGGUUGCCGCCUAUCACGACAACUAGUACUAAUUUCACUCAGUCGCUUUUUCAGUUUCCCAGCGUCUCUAGUUUCUCACAAAAACCUGUGAAUCUCGAUCCUAAACAGAACACUAGUAAUCAACAAGGGGAUGAUGACGACGAGGAAUAUAUUCCUCCCAAACCAGAGGUUAAAGAUUUCAAAGAAGAUGGGUCAGUUUUCACUACAAGGUGUAAAUUAUUCUACAAAGCGGAUAAUGAGUGGAAAGAGCGUGGACUUGGAAAUUUAUUCAUCAAACCAACGACAAACGAUAAAUUUCAAUUACUCAUCCGAGCUGAUACUAAUCUCGGCAAUAUAUUGCUAAAUAUACUGGUUACAAAAGAUGUGCCUAUUAAACAACAGAAAAACAACUUGACUUUAGUUUGUAUCCCUUCACCACCUUUACCAUCGCAGGCUAAAUCGUCCCUUACCAACGAAGAAGAUAAUGGGCAACCAAAACCAGUUCCAAUGUUGAUACGUGUGAAAACUGAAGAGGGAGCUACAGAGUUACUAAGUCAAAUGGAUUUGCACAGGGGUGUCUCAACGAAGUCAUAA